Molecule: messenger RNA, 3246 nt
Organism: Oncorhynchus mykiss (rainbow trout)
Lineage: Eukaryota; Metazoa; Chordata; Actinopteri; Salmoniformes; Salmonidae
Source: RefSeq, a predicted model, not a curated record
AACGUUUGUAAGGGCUUCAGUAAGCUGUAGAGCACGUUUAUGAAUAAGGAACAUCUUACAUUGUUUAGGUUAGCUUUGGUCAUGCAUUUUGUGAUCUCGUGAACUAGACAUUUCAAUUAACAAUUUUGACAGUAAAAUAAAAAGUAAACAUUUUUCAAAUACAUGUUAAUUUAAAUGGGUAAUUGCUGGUCGGAGCUAAUCGUGAACAUGAUGCCUUUACUGUUAUUGUGGUUAGCUGAGUAAACUGAACUUGACUAUAUGGAGUUGAGUUUACUCGGCUUAUUGUCUCUGGUGUAUGACUUUCUGGCAGCUAGAGCAAAUUCUGUUCUAUCAUGUGCUCCAAUUUCUAGAUUAACUGAUUAUUGGUAAAUAAUGAAAACGCGCGAUUCUUCCCCACCAUUGCACGUUCACGUGCCAGAGACCACACCUGUACAUGUACACCUGAAGAGGAGUCAGAAGAGCUGUACUGCGAAGACCCCACAGAUGAAGAUUAAAGAGGUGCAAAUCAAAGGGGAUAUUGGGAACCUGCGUGCCAGAGCGAGGUCCCGGGCCCCCUGGGUGCCGGCCCCAGGAAGAACCUCCACUCGGGAUGACGCAUACAAGUGGGAGGUCCUGGAACUGUUAGCUCCUCACAGAUACAUUUUUCAUCCAAUGCUAUGGACGUUCCUUACGUUUUACAUUGACAAAGAUCCAUUAUUUCUCACUUCCCACAGAUAUAACAUCCUACAUGUUAUCAUUAGAUAUACUACCAAUGUUGAUUUUCAUGUCUCUCAGGGGCCUUCAUACUGUCUGGAGAUCAAACCUGUAUCACAUGCUAAGCCUUCCCUGUCCCCACUGCAGUUGACUGACCUGUCUGAUGAGGAUAAACAAGAGCAGAGGAUGCAUAGCCAGUGUAACAAAUAUAGGAGGAAGAUUGAUGGACUCAUGAUGGAUGUUGGGUCUCCAAAGAAUUACGUGAGGCUGUGGAAGAAGGAGCGUAUGAUGGAGCACCAGUCAGAGUGUCUGAGCGCAUGCCAGCGUGUCAUCGACGAGCAGGAGGAGGAGCUGCUGGAUGCCAACAAAGAGCUGGACCUCAGAGAACGAGAGAAGAUCUCCAUCCAACACUCCCUAAGGAAGAGGGGCGAAGCAGGCUACAACAGUGCUUAUUCAGGGACUCUACACGGGGAAAGACACAUGCUACUGAGGAAGCUGGUAGAAGCGGAGUUUGACGGGGUGGCAGUGGUCACACAGUUGACAGCAUUGAAUGAGUCCAUGGGUGGUGUGAAAAAGGAUAAGCGGUUGUCCAAGGCGGACGCUGCCCUGCUUAGUAGGCAGCAAGAGUUGCUGACAAAGAAAAUAGAAACAUUUGAAAGCACAAACCACACUCUCCAAGAACUCCUCAGGGAAUGCCAUGAGCGAGAGAUAGAAUCAUUGAGGACGUCAGAGCAAAGGCAAGGCCUACUGAAGAGACUGGCGGACACAGAGGCAGAAAAAAUUCAUCUUGCUACAAAACUCAACAACAAAGAGAAGGAAGCCAGCCAGCUUGCAGUACGUUUGGAUUCUGAAAAGGAUAUUGUGAAGACCACAGGAGAGCUGUCUAAAGUUCUGGAGUCAACCUGCAGCCAGCUUAUGGUUCAGUUACGCAGCAAAGAGACUGAAAAUGACCGCCAGGCCGGCCGGAGCAAAGAGAUGGAGCAGACCCAGGAGCAGCAGAAGGAGGAGAUACAGGCCCUGCUGGAGCAGCUGAAGCGACAGAGUAAAGAGGACAAAGAGAGUCUGAAGCUGACCAACCAGAGGCAGAGGGCAGAGCACAGUGAGGAUUCAGCCAGACAUCUCUCUGCACAGAUGCUGGAGAAGGAGACUGAGUUGGCAGAGGCCCUUACCUCGGCUGAGAGCUGGUGUACCCGCCACUCUAAAGAGGUGACUGUUAAGAGCCAGCUUGAAGUGGAAAUCGCUGUUCUCAAGAACCAGGUGAGUGAGCUGACUGCACAGAUCCACACUGUGGAGGAGAAAGGCCAUCCAGAGAGGGAGGGGCUCCUGGACCAACUGCACCGCCUCACCUCUGACAACUCCUCCAACAAACUACAGAACCAGAAACUGAAGAUCACCCUGUCUGCUGCAGAGGAGAACCUGAUGCAGUCCCAGUCUGAAGCCCAGCAGCUGAAGAGUUCAGUCAAGAAGCUAGAGAGCCAGGUGGAAAACUAUAAGCGCAAGGUUCAGAGGGCUCGAUUAGAGUCAGAGGAGUACUGCUUAAAGCUGGAGAUCUCUGAGAAACAUGCACAAGGUAUGAAGGCUGACCUGGAGAGGGAGAGUGAGCAGGUCAGGAGGCAGCUGCUGGGCCGUCUGAAAGAGCUGGAGCCUCUGCCUGAGAGGCUGAAGCGUUCUGAGCUGCAGUUGAGAGUGGCAAAGGAAGAGACACAGACUCAGGAGAGGAGAAACACUGAGCAAAACAAUGCCCUGUCUGAACUCAGACACAAGGUGGAACAACAGGGAGGUUGGGUGGAGACUUUUCAAGAGAAUCAUUUUCUUCUGGUGGAGGAGCACAACAAUCUGCAGCAGAAGAUAGAGAUUAUAGAGAGGAAACUGGAGGGGGCAAACUUGCAGAACAGAGAUAUGGUCCAUGUAAUCGGCAAGCGGGAGGAGACCAUCCAUAGCACCCAGAAACAGCUGGAGGAGCGGGCCCGGGAGUGCAGCAUCCUCUCCAAGCAGCUGGAGCAGGCCUUCAAGGAUGGACAGAGAGAGGCGGAUCAGAGCCUGGAGCGGGCUUUAUUCAAAGAGAGGUCCAUCCAGACCAAGGCUCUGGACCUGGAGAGCCAACUGGGCCUCAGAAAGACAGAGCUCAGUCAGUUACGCAGAAGCAAAGAGGAUAUGGAGCUACGAUUCCAGAAUCAGUUGAAGAACAUGAAGGAGAGACUGGAACAAUCUGACUCUACCAAUCGCAGCCUGCAGAAUUAUGUUCAGUUUCUCAAAGCUUCAUAUAGUAAUGUGUUUGGUGACUCUGUGCUAUCAAGCUCUCUACACACACACUUACCAAUCUGAUUGAAUAGUGUUAGCCUUAUAUUGUAUGAGUUGUGUACCAAUGAUCUAUUUGUUAUUUUCAGUAUAAAUGUACUGUAUACUGUUAAUCAAAACUAUGAUAAAAUCUUAAAAUGAAAAUGGACUGUCAGACAUGUUUCACUCUUUCACAAAUGACAAACUCACAACAUGUAUGAAAAACGAAAUAUUUAUCCAGUGUUUUUCCACAGUAUUUUCCAUAGAUACAUUAAA